CCGCCUUUUAACGGUCUGAGUCUAUCCAGCCCACACAAACCCUCAGUUCAUGAAACCAUAAGCUGUCAACACGAUACUAUCAAUCAUAGAAAUUCCUGGGAAAGCAAGACCAUGGGUUCUCGACGACGUCAUGUCCUCCUCACCGAUUCCGAAUCGGAGUUCUCCGAGUCGGAUAUCUCGAUGAUGGAGUAUCCCGGCCGCAAAGUGAGCCAUCGUCACCGCUCCGUCUCGCGGCACCGGCAUUUCAGCCCGGAAUACAGCAGCAGCAAUGCCUACCUCAGUCCCGUGCUGCACAGCGAUGCGCAGCAGCACCUGCACCGCUCGGCCUCGACGGGCGCCCGCCGCCGCUCCGACCGCGACCGCCACCACCGCGAUCACAGCCAGCACCCGGUGGCCGUUAUCGUCGACGUCAACAACCACAACGACACCAAGUCCGACAACAAAACGGACACCAAGACUGACGCCAAGACCGACUCCCGCAACAAGAGCGCCACCAAGCAACGCAAGGCCGAGCACCGCCUCCAAAACAACUACAACAUGGACUAUGACGAGUCCGAGGAUGAGACCAACCUCCGCAGCCACCGCCGCCGCCCGCGCUCCAGCACCGCCAGCAUCUCCCGCGAGGCCUCCCCGCGCGCCGGCCCCGCCCCGCAGAUGAUGCCCGGUCGCGACCGCGACUUCGAGCUCGUCAUCGAUCAGCGUCUGCUGGAGCGGAACGAUGCCCGUCAGGACAUGGAGCUGUUUCGUCAGCAACAGGAGAUCGAGCGGCUGGAGCGCGAGUUGGCGCGCCACCGCGAAAUCCGCCAGCACCAGCAGGAGUAUCGACCGCACCAGGAGGUGCGCAUGCUCAAGGAGGAGGAGGACUGGUACGAGGACGAGAUCAGUGAGCGGCUGCGGCGUCUGGAGCGAUUCGAGAAGAAGCAGCGUAUGGAAGAGGAGCAGCGCGAGGUUGAGCAUCGCUAUAAACUGAUCAAGUUCGAAGAGGCCCAGCGGCAGGCCGCCGAGCAGGAGGAGCUCAACCGCAAAAUGCGCCAGAAGCGACUCGAGGACUUGCAGCGCAAGAUCGACGAGGAGGAGGAGCGCGAGCGCAUCAAGAAAGAGAUCAAGGAUGAGGAGGCCCGGCGGAUCCUCGCCGAGCAGGAGCGGGCGCGCAAAGAGGCCGCCAUGAAGCAGGCUGCCAUCGAGGAAUGGAAGCUGGCCGAGGAACGCCGGAUGAUGGCGGAGCGCGAGGAGAAGAGGCGCCGUGAUCACGAUUUCAAUGAGCGGUUGCGACUCGAGUUCGGCCACGAUGAGCGCGAGCUCGAGGAGAUGCUCAGGAAGAAGGACAAGAAAGAGAAGAAGGAAGAAAAGGAGGAGAAGAAAGAGGAGGAGAAAAAGGAGAAAAAAGAGGAGAAGAAGGAGAAGGAAAAACUCCCGGAGCCUGAACCACCGCACCACCAGCGGGCCACCUGGAUCAAGGUUCACCGCAAACACCUUCUUCCUGACACCCUGAUUGCCUAUCGUCUGCCAUGGGACUGGGACGACGUAUGUCAACCCCUGCUUUUCCCCCAGCUCACAAUCAAGAAGUACCGACUAACCCCAACCCACAGCUCGACAGCAACUACAUUAUCAUCAAGCAGUGGAUCUCUGAGGACUUCCAGGAAGAGCUCUUUGCCCACACGCGGCGGUUGCGCGAAGGCAAGCUUGUGACCCAAACAUCCAGCACGCUGACCGAGCUCAAGGUCAACGACAGAAAGAAGAGUGACAAGAUGUACCUUGUCCGGAAAAAGAACCCGGGCGGCCGGGCCUGGAUUCUCACUUGAUUCGAGCCAGGCCCCAACCGUCCUGAUAUAGAAGAACAUGCCACCUUGAAUUUAUGAUACCACGACACGACCUGCCUGCUUGACGUCCUUACGAGAUUUGGUAUCACCGGCCCUUCUCCUUAUAUUCUCGUGUUAUUUCUUGUUUCCUAUCAAUCGUUUCGAGAAAUCUCAUUAUCAAGUUUGUGACAGAUGAGAGUUUUUGAUGAUUUUUUCCAUUUACCAUAUCAUGAGUUGGGAUUCUGAAUGCUUUUUUUGUUGUCAUGCCAAAGGAGUUGUUAACAUAUGAUACAUUUGCAUUUCCGACGCAGCCAGGAGAAACAAUUCACCGAACAGCCUUU
Molecule: messenger RNA, 2140 nt
Organism: Aspergillus saccharolyticus JOP 1030-1
Lineage: Eukaryota; Fungi; Ascomycota; Eurotiomycetes; Eurotiales; Aspergillaceae
Exons: 2
Coding region: 112-1689 (525 amino acids)
Source: RefSeq, a predicted model, not a curated record